This is a messenger RNA of Klebsormidium nitens, 1182 nucleotides long. Lineage: Eukaryota; Viridiplantae; Streptophyta; Klebsormidiophyceae; Klebsormidiales; Klebsormidiaceae. The record is from the annotation of a GenBank genome assembly.
AUGCUUUUUCGGGACCUUGUAGAAAAGUACAAUCUAGGCGAGCCGGGCGUGGAUCUGACAUGCGGCUGCGCUGACGUGGUUAACUCUGUGCUAGCGGACGGGGUCGCAUGCGCACGCCUGCAGGACCUCGCGCUCGAUGGGACCUACAACAAGCAGCGCACUACCAUCAAGCCCAUCGGGCUGACCGCCAGGCCGGAGACCGGCUGGUACAAGAUAGUGUGCGUGAUGGGAACCGAGGCAAACGGCGACGCAGACUUCCACUUUGUCAGGCAGGACAUCAUGGACAUGUACGAUCUGUACUCCAUCACUUUGCAUGGCUAUCAUGACUUUAACAGGCCCCAAUCUUGCUUCUGGUUCGGCACGCCGCUCUGGCAGGGGGGCAAGGGCGGCUUCUUCACAACCACCCCCAGCCCCUAUGACGUGCUCGGCAUCCACCCGUUCACCGGGAGCCGUUACGUUGAGUCGAUCUUCACAGACACGUCCCGUGACCCAAGCGCGUACGGCCUGAAAGGCAAUCUAAGGGCUGCCCACUCCUACAUCUCCGGAGCGAAACCGAUCGAUCAGAACGACCCGAAUCUCAAUCGGCCGCGCACGAAUAUCGACCUGCACGUUUCGAGGAUCCCCGAGUAUAUUCUAAGCGGCAAGAACUUCAUCCCCUCGCCUUUCUGGCUCGUUUCUGUGGACCCGUUCGUCGAGGACUGUGCAAACAAGGUGCGCAGGCGCCAGCAGGAACUGUCGCGGAUCUACGAGGGCCGCCCGGGCUACGAGCUGCACAAGAAGACGGUCGAUGACGCGGCCAAGGACUGCAUCGAUAUCUGCAACAAGCGCCGAGGCAUGCCGCCCGUCCACAGCCUGAUUGGCACCUUCAGCGAGAAGCUGGGGUUUGGCACGGGCGCCCUGAACACCGAUGGCGCAUUCAAGCUCAACUUUGACCCCUCCAAGGCCUGCCGUUACAGGGGAGGCGUUCAUUACCAGAGCGUCUGCACAGCUUUCAGCGUCUUGCACAAUCAUGGCGUAACGGCCAUCUCGGCGUUCGAUCGGCCGAGCGGCCGCAAGACAAAGAAUGCUACAAGACAGCACACCGUAGACGGUUUGGAAAUGCAGGACCUGGCCGUUGUUGGUGACAGUGGCCCGCCUCAUUGGGACGGGGACGAGCCCGGUCGCACUCUGGACCACCUCUAG